AUGAAGUUAUUCAGCAGCACAAAGAAGAUCGAAAUUAAGACGCAAGCGAUUGAGAAAAAGGAAGAGAAGGUGAAAGUGACAAAUUUAGAGACUUUUGAUGGGUUGGGCAUACACCCAUUUAUGCUGAAAACCCUCAACAAUUUCAAAAUCAUCACCCCAACGAAAAUUCAACAACUUUGUAUUCCGCCCCUCCUGGAGUACAAAAAUGUUAUUGGAGGCGCGGAGACGGGCAGUGGUAAAACAGCGGCAUUUGCAUUACCGAUUAUUCACCACUUAUCAGAAGACCCGUACACGGGAUUUGCACUUGUUUUGACACCAACACGAGAAUUAGCAAUUCAGAUAUGUGAUCAAUUCAGAGUCUUUGGCGAGUCAAUUAACAUCAAAGUUGUUCAGGUCGUUGGAGGCGUCGACGAUAAUAUGGUUUUAAAACUACUCGAACUCCGUCCACAUGUUCUUGUGUCCACGCCGGGUAAAUUAGUCUCGUUAUUGGGAAACUUCCCAUUCGGCUUUGCAGACGCAAAGUAUUUUAUUUUGGACGAAGCCGAUCGACUUCUUGAUGAAGCUUCUGGCAUGUUAAACGACAUCAUAACCAUCAAAAAUAAGAUGCCAAAGAAUGUGACCUUUGGGCUGUUCUCUGCGACAACAGACACUAUCCUCAAAAAGAUUGAGCCGCUUCAGAUCGAUCCCCCUCCCAUUAUAUUACGAGCGGGCAUACAACAGAAGCUUCCAGAGAAGUGCCAACAAUUGUACAUGUUUGUCCCGGCUUACGCCAAACACACGUAUUUGGCGUAUGUUGCAAACAACAAAAAGUGUAUUAUCUUUUGCUCGUCCGUCCCCCGCACAGAGACGAUAUUUAGAAUGCUGAAAUCACUCGAAUUUAAGGUGGCGGUGUUGCACUCAGUAUUACCGCAACAUGUCAGAGAAAGUAAUUUGGCGCAGUUUAGAAGUGGGGAAGCCGAUGUGCUUGUUGCUACUGAUUUGGCGUCGAGAGGGUUGGACAUCCCAGAUGUACCCUUAGUCAUCAAUUACGAUAUGCCAUGGACUGCAGAAGAUUACAUUCAUCGGUCCGGGCGAACAGCUCGUGCGGGGAAACAAGGGCGGUGUAUAUCUAUAGUCGAUCAGUAUGAUGUUGAUAGAGUCCAUUUAAUCGAAUCGCAACUAACCAUCACGCUGAAAAAAUACGAAGUGAAUGAAGCCGACGUUAUGAAACUACUCACAAAAACCUCAAACGCCAAAGAAAUUGCAUUCAUCUCAUUGAAAGACUCCGAGAUCAUGAAGAAAGUGAAUUUCGAGCGAAAAAUGGGUCGAAACACCAAAGGAUCACAACAGGCUGCGCAUAAGGAAGUCAAGAAGAGGUUUAACUAA
Molecule: messenger RNA, 1365 nt
Organism: Entamoeba invadens IP1
Lineage: Eukaryota; Evosea; Mastigamoebida; Endamoebidae
Product: ATP-dependent RNA helicase DBP8, putative
Exons: 1
Coding region: 1-1365 (454 amino acids)
Molecular function (GO): RNA helicase activity; ATP binding; nucleic acid binding
Source: RefSeq, a predicted model, not a curated record